AUGGCCGGAAGACAACCGGACUAUGGAGAUGAGAAGGGGAGCGAAACUCUACGGGGUAUCUGCUAUUUGCAGGGACGGCUUCAACCACACGAUGCCACUAGUGUAGUGACUUUGGAGUCUGGGGUCUGGGGUCCUCGCGGCGCGGCGUCCGGCGUCUGCUUUGAGACUAAAGCUAACGACACCCACGACAGCGGUCACCAGUGGGGUGUCGACAUUUACGUCCGGAUCGGCAAUUCCCAGAUCACUGUCGAUAGAGCCGAGUGGGAUCGGGGAACGGGAAUCUCGUCGAGUACCCGAGGCAUUUGCAGGUUGCACGAUAUGAAACUGGGGAGCUACACAGACGGCUAUUGA
Messenger RNA from Aspergillus clavatus NRRL 1, 351 nucleotides. RefSeq lists its product as uncharacterized. The coding region runs from base 1 to 351 and encodes 116 amino acids. NCBI's taxonomy places the organism in Eukaryota, Fungi, Ascomycota, Eurotiomycetes, Eurotiales, Aspergillaceae. The transcript is spliced from 3 exons. The record is from RefSeq and is a predicted model, not a curated record.